This is a messenger RNA of Oncorhynchus masou masou (cherry salmon), 768 nucleotides long. Its product is annotated as cathepsin E-like. NCBI's taxonomy places the organism in Eukaryota, Metazoa, Chordata, Actinopteri, Salmoniformes, Salmonidae. Gene Ontology annotation, biological process: proteolysis. The transcript has 6 exons. The record is from RefSeq and is a predicted model, not a curated record. The coding region runs from base 1 to 768 and encodes 255 amino acids. Gene Ontology annotation, molecular function: aspartic-type endopeptidase activity.
AUGCGUUUGACUUUGACAUCUAAAUUCCCUUCUCCUGUGUUCAGUGAGUCUGAUCUGCAGCGGCCACUGACAGACACUACCAGUCAGGAUGAGGUGGACUGUUUGACGCUGAUCUGCUGUUCCUGGACUGCACAUGGGCUGAUCAGGAUCCCCCUGCGUCAGAUGCUCUCUGUGCGUACCCAGCUGAGAGCCUCCAAUCGCCUCGAGGACUUCAUGAGGGACCACCAGCCUGAUGUGUUCAACCGGAGGUACGCCCAGUGUUACCCCCCUGGUAUCCCCUCUCUCAGGCUGGGUAAGAGCAGCGAGAGGCUCUACAACUUCAUGGAUGCCCAGUACUAUGGACUGAUCAGCCUGGGUACCCCGAAACAGAACUUCACCGUAGUGUUUGAUACAGGAUCGUCUGACCUGUGGGUUCCAUCCUCUUACUGCGUCUCAGAGGCCUGUGGCAUGCACCGCAAGUUCAAGGCCUUUGAGUCCAGCACGUUCAUCCACGACGGCAGGAUGUUUGGCAUCCACUAUGGCAAGGGACACAUGCUGGGCAUCAUGGGCAGGGAAGUCCUCAAGAUUGGCCCGUUGACGGUGAAAAACCAGGAGUUCGGAGAGUCGGUGUACGAGCCAGGUUUUGUUUUUGUCAUGGCUAAGUUUGACGGGGUGCUGGGCUUGGGGUAUCCCUCCCUGGCUGAGGAACUGGGGACACCCGUUUUCGACAGCAUCAUGAACCAGAAGUCUGUGGACCAACCCAUCUUCUCCUUCUACCUCAGCAAGUAG